UGAUGUUGGAGCUCGGGUCAAAAUGUUAACGGAAUAUAAAUAGUACGUAUCUGUUGUUAGUCUGCAUCGCAUCGGGGAAUAUUUAUCGACGAGAACAAAGAAAGAAAAAUCACAAGCGCUUUUAGUCCAGUUUUCAACGACAAGUAUACUCUUUUCAUAAAUUUCAAUCCUCUGCUAAAUAAUGCAGAUGAAGGACAAGAGGGCCAUCAUCGUCGGUGCAUCCAAUGGCUUAGGGAUGAUCUUUAGCAAGGAGCUAUUGCGCAAUGGUGUGGCGCGGGUUAUAAUAUUCGACUUGAAUGAAGCAGUUGGCAAAUUGCAAGCAAAUAAACUUAAUGAAGAAUUCGGCCGUGAUCGAAUGAUUUUUAUCAAAUGCGAUAUAACAAAAAGUUCCGAAUUUGAUGUGAUAUUUAAAGAAGCUAUAAAUAUUCUUGGCGGGCUAGAUAUUAUUAUCAAUAAUUCAGGUACGAUAAAUGAAGUAAAUUUUCAUCGAGCAAUAGACAAUAAUGUUACUGCUGUAUUCCGAUCAAACAUGAUGAGUGUACAGCAGAUGGGUAAGGAUUUUGGUGGCAAAGGCGGCGUCAUUGUAAAUGUCGCGUCAGUUCUCGGUCUCGAAGCCUUUCCCCAACUUCCCAUUUACUCGGCUACUAAUCACGCAGUUAUCGCAUUUAGCCGAUCUUACUCGCUACCUUAUCAUUAUCAGAGGACGGGAGUAAGAAUAAUCGUCCUUUGUCAAGGCUUGACCGAAUCUUCUAUGCUGGAAAAUUUGAAGAAAAACGAAUUUAUUCCCAGGCCAGACGAUCUUUCAGAAAUUAUAAAAGAUAUUCAUCCGCAAAGGGCAGAAAGUGCUGCACAUGCACUAGUAUACGUAAUAAGAUGUGCACAAAAUGGAAGUAUAUGGAUUACGGAGGAUGGAAAACCUGUUUAUGAAAUUCAAAUGUACAAUACAUUACCAACGAAAUAAAUUUUCGAAACAGCAUCGAAGUAAAAGUUUAAGGAAUCCUCUUAAUAACUUUAGUCAUAUAAAUGUUUCGAAUAAAGAAUUCAAGUAAAAAUAAAUUUGAUACAAGUAUAU
This is a messenger RNA of Ceratosolen solmsi marchali, 1072 nucleotides long. RefSeq names its product 15-hydroxyprostaglandin dehydrogenase [NAD(+)]-like. The record is from RefSeq and is a predicted model, not a curated record. The transcript has 6 exons. Lineage: Eukaryota; Metazoa; Arthropoda; Insecta; Hymenoptera; Agaonidae. Gene Ontology annotation, molecular function: oxidoreductase activity, acting on the CH-OH group of donors, NAD or NADP as acceptor. Bases 182 to 961 code for a protein of 259 amino acids. Gene Ontology annotation, cellular component: cytoplasm.